Messenger RNA from Cebus imitator (Panamanian white-faced capuchin), 441 nucleotides. RefSeq names its product 60S ribosomal protein L22-like. Gene Ontology annotation, biological process: cytoplasmic translation. The record is from RefSeq and is a predicted model, not a curated record. Gene Ontology annotation, cellular component: ribosome. Lineage: Eukaryota; Metazoa; Chordata; Mammalia; Primates; Cebidae. Gene Ontology annotation, molecular function: structural constituent of ribosome; RNA binding.
AUGGCUCCCAUGAAAAAGCUUGUGGUGAAAGGGGGCAAAAAAAAGAAGCCAGUUCUGAAGUUCACUCUUGAUUGCACCCACCCUGUAGAAGAUGGAAUCAUGGAUGCUGCCAAUUUUGAGCAGUUGCAAGAAAAGGUCAAGGUGAACGGAUAAGCCGGGAACCUUGGUGGAGGGGUGAUGACCAUCGAAGGGAGCAAGAGCAAGGUCACCAUGACGUCUGAGGUGACUUUCUGCAAAAGGCAUUUGAAAUAUCUCACCAAAAAAUAUUUGAAGAAAAAUAAUCUACGUGAUUUUUUGGGAGUAGUUGCUAACAGCAUAGAGAGUUACGAAUUACGUUACUUCCAGAUUAACCAGGACGAAGAAGAGAAGGAAGACAAGGAUUAAAUUUCAUUUAUCUGGAAUAUUUUGUAUGUGUUCUUGAAUAAAACUUAGGAACCAAAA